AUGCGCCUGGGCCAGCUCAUCGCCUUUCAGCUCUACUGGAACCUCAUCCAGUCGGGGUAUCAGAGCAUCAUGUCUGUACUCAUGUCCCUCACCAAGGCCUCUAGCACCGCUCAGCGAGUGCUCUCCCUCAUCGACUCGCUGCCAGAUAUUGACCCUGAUGCGGGCACCAAGCUCACCAAGGCCUCUGGCGCUGCCCAGAGGGUGCUCUCCCUCAUCGACUCUCUACCAGAUAUCAACCCUGACAAGGGCACCAAGGUGUGUGGGGAUCGGAAUAGCAGUGGGUGUUUGGAGUGUGGGGGUCCAGUCGGGGUAUCAGAGCAUCAUGUCGGAGUGUCUUUCCACGUGGAUCCAGGGCAAGUGCUCGCCAUGGUGGGUCACAGUGGAGUAUCCCUCCACGUGGAUCCAGGCCAAGUGCUCACCCUGGUGGGUCGCAGCGGGGGAGGCAAGUCAACCGUGGUGCAUCUGCUCAUGCGCUUCUACGAUCCCGUGCCUCGUUCUGUGUUGUCCCCCCUUUUGCUUCCCUUCAGGAGAGUAUCCCUCCACGUGGAUCCAGGCCAAGUGCUCGCCCUUGUGGGUCGCAAUGGGGGAGGCAAGUCAACCGUGGUGCAUCUUCUCAUGCGCUUCUACGAUCCUGUCCAAGGCCGCAUCGUGAUGGACGGCCGAGAUCUGCGCGAGCUGAAUCUACGGUCGGUGCACGCGCACAUGGGGCUGGUGGCGCAGGACACGCAGAUGUGGGCAUGCAGCAUCGAGGAGAAUAUCGCGUAUGGCUUGCCUUCCUACACUCGAGCCGAAGUGGAGGAGGCUGCCAAGGACGCCCUUGCCUAUUCCGGCGCCGUCUCCAUCAACAGCUGGCUCGACCUGGGGGCGUCCGUGCUCAUCCUCUGGUGGGUUGGGUCUGCUGUGGUGUGUUGGGGGUAUGUGGGUGGGAUGUGGGUGGGACGUACGGACGCCCUUGCCUAUUCCGGCGCCGUCUCCAUCAACAGCUGGCUCGACCUCGGGGCGUCCGUGCUCAUCCUCUGGUGGGUUGGGUCUGCUGUGGUGUGUUGGGGGUAUGUGGGUGGGAUGUGGGUGGGACGUACGUACGGAGGGGUGUUGGUGACGGAGGGGCACAUGCGCCUGGACCAGCUCAUCGCCUUCCAGCUCUGCUGGAACCUCAUCCAGUACGGAGGGGUGUUGGUGAUGGAGGGGCACAUGCGCCUGGACCAGCUCAUCGCCUUCCAGCUCUACUGGAACCUCAUCCAGUCGGGGUACGGAGGGGUGUUGGUGAUGGAGGGGCACAUGCGCCUGGGCCAGCUCAUCGCCUUUCAGCUCUAUUGGAACCUCAUCCAGUCGGGGUAUCAGAGCAUCAUGUCUGUACUCAUGUCCCUCACCAAGGCCUCUGGCGCCGCUCAGCGAGUGCUCUCCCUCAUCGACUCGCUGCCAGAUAUUGACCCUGAUGCGGGCACCAAGGUGUCAACACUGCAGGGAUCCAUCCGCAUGGAGGAUGUUCACUUCCACUACCAGAUGCGCCCAGACCACCCCGUGCUCAAAGGUGUGUUGGCUACCUUCCUAGGAGUGUCUUUCCACGUGGAUCCAGGGCAAGUGCUCGCCAUGGUGGGUCACAGUGGAGUAUCCCUCCACGUGGAUCCAGGCCAAGUGCUCGCCCUGGUGGGUCGCAGCGGGGGAGGCAAGUCAACCGUGGUGCAUCUGCUCAUGCGCUUCUACGAUCCUGUCCAAGGCCGCAUCGUGAUGGACGGCCGAGAUCUGCGCGAGCUGAAUCUACGGUCGGUGCACGCGCACAUGGGGCUGGUGGCGCAGGACACGCAGAUGUGGGCAUGCAGCAUCGAGGAGAAUAUCGCGUAUGGCUUGCCUUCCUACACUCGAGCCGAAGUGGAGGAGGCUGCCAAGCACGCCAACGCACACGAUUUCAUCACCAAGUUCCCCGAGGGUUACGCUACACGCGUGGGAGAGAGGGGAGUGCGACUCUCAGGCGGUCAGAGGCAGCGCAUAGCCAUUGCCCGGAUGCUGCUGCGCCGCCCGCGCGUGCUCCUAUUGGACGAAGCCACGUCAGCGUUGGACGCGGAGAGUGAGGCGCUGGUGCAGGGCGCGCUGGACCGGCUGAUCGCGGAGGGCGGGCGCACCAUCGUGCUCGUGGCUCACCGGCUGUCCACCGUGCGCAAUGCUGACAGCAUCUGCGUGCUGGAAGGGGGGCGGGUCGCUGAGCAUGGCACGCAUGAGCAGCUGCUGGAAAUUCGUGAGUGUCGAUGGGUGGUAGAGGGAAGGGACGAGUUGUUGUUUCUUGUCGAGUGUGUGUACAGCAAGUGA
Molecule: messenger RNA, 2304 nt
Organism: Closterium sp. NIES-65
Lineage: Eukaryota; Viridiplantae; Streptophyta; Zygnematophyceae; Desmidiales; Closteriaceae
Source: the annotation of a GenBank genome assembly